AUGGGUGGUGAAAUGGUAUAUAUAUUAGAUCAACGUUUAUCAGCUCAAGAAAUUGUUGAUCAAAAAGCAGCUAAAGUGAUAAAUGAUAUUGUCGGUGCGAUGUUUAAUAGUAAAUUUGUUGAUGAAGUUUUUCGACCACAAGAACUUUAUCCAAAAAAAUCUGUUAAACAUAUCUUCGAAAAAUUAGCUCAUUCAAGCAUUAUGAGAUUAAAUGAAGCUAGUAUGGAUAAGGUGAGUGAUUUUAUCCAAUGA
Messenger RNA from Rotaria sordida, 252 nucleotides. Lineage: Eukaryota; Metazoa; Rotifera; Eurotatoria; Philodinida; Philodinidae. The record is from the annotation of a GenBank genome assembly.